Molecule: messenger RNA, 2040 nt
Organism: Aspergillus niger
Lineage: Eukaryota; Fungi; Ascomycota; Eurotiomycetes; Eurotiales; Aspergillaceae
Exons: 4
Coding region: 1-2040 (679 amino acids)
Molecular function (GO): catalytic activity
Source: RefSeq, a predicted model, not a curated record
AUGAUUUCCUGUGCCUAUUCACCUACCGAUCGGUCCACAUCUGCGCGUUCACAGCUGUGCAGUCACUCACAGCCGUGCGUUCACCACUGCACGUUCACCCGACGGACCAAACAUCGGAAUAUUCCCGGCGCAAUAUUCACUGCCAUCAGAGUAGGCCCCAGCCGUGCCGAAAAUCUGCCUAUUAAAAGGCAAGUUUCACCUCAACUAUUCUGUGCAACUGACAGCCGUGUGGAAACCCGCGCUAACAAUUUACAUUCGCAGUUGACGAAGAACGUUGUUGCACAUUUACUCACGAAGCUCCACCUAGUACUGACUGACAUCAUGGUGGGAUCUUCCGCUGUGGACUAUUCACCAGUUCGCGAAGCUGGGCGCAUCUUUUCUUAUCUCUGUGAUCAAGCUGAGGAUCUUAAUCUGCCCAAGGAGGUGACUGAGAGCAAAGAUGCCGUUUCCUUCUCUUCAACACACGAUGAAGUUUACUUUCCAAUCCCUUUCAAGGAAACCGAGACACUCGCUGCCCUGAAGGGUGUUGAGGGUUCCGUGGCCGGUGCCAUUGCAGACCUUCGCUACGGCCCCUCUGAACAGAAGCGCAACGUUAAAAUAAGUCUUGAACGGGCGACUGCGUUUGGUUGCCAGGCUUAUAUGGCUAAGGUCGACGGGCUGUCCAAGUUGGACCCCGAGGUGAAGAAGAAACUCAAGGAUACCGACUUGCUCGCAGCCCAAUCCAAUGGCUAUCGCCGGAUGUCCGCCAAUCUCUAUAAGACUAAGAACGACAAUGAGUUCUUCCACAUCCAUGGCUCGUUGGAGGCCACCACAACGCUCAACAUGAUUGGCCUGGAAGGGCAGCGUCCGGACCUGACAGAUUACGAGGAGAUCAUUAAGGUCAUCGAGAGCCACGUGCAGAAGUAUAGCGCAGCCGAGUUGGAGGAAAUGAACAAAGAGCGACGGCAGGCGGGUGUCACCGCGUUCAAGUAUGACGACUUCAAGCAGACCCAACAUGGAGCGCUAAAUGUCCAGCAACCACCAUGGAAGGUUAGCCGUCUGAAUGGAGACUUGCCUCCCACACCCUUCCCAGCCAGCCGCAGCGGAAGCAAGAGAAUUCUCGAAGGUGUUAAGGUCCUAGAGCUGUGCCGCAUCAUUGCCGGCCCUACUGUUGCACGCAUCCUGGCCGAAUACGGCGCGGAUGUGCUGAAGAUCACCAGCCCCAACCUGUCCGAUGUACCCUUCUUCCAAGUCGACGGCAACAUGGGCAAGCAUGCCGCCGACCUGGACCUCAAGAGCGAAGCGGGUCGCCGUCAGUUCGAGGAGCUCGUGGCCGAUGCCGACGUUGUCGUGGACGGGUACCGCCCAGGUGCACUUGAUAAGUUGGGCUAUGGCGCCAAUGCUCUUGCUGCCCUGGCUGAGAAGCGCGGAAAGGGCAUUGUCUACGUAAAUGAGAAUUGCUUCGGUUAUGAAGGAGAGUGGGCCGGCCGUCCUGGCUGGCAGCAGAUUGCCGACUGUGUUACCGGUAUCGCGUGGGCCCAGGGACAAUUCAUGGGCCUUUCCACCCCCGUCGUCCCCCCCUUCCCCAUCUCCGACUACGGUACCGGCUGCAUGGGCGCCAUCGCCGCCCUGACUGGUCUCUACAACCGCGCCAAAUAUGGCGGUUCGUACCACGGCAAGGCGUCUCUCAUGCACUACGACCUGCUGCUCUUUGCCGUGGGUCAGUACUCGGAGGCCAUGCAGGAGAAGAUGCGUGCCGCGCAGCCAGCGGAGUUCUUCAAGCUCCGUCACUGCGACAGCGUCGACCGGAUCUCAUCGACCGUUCUGAAGAUAAUGCAGGCUCGUUUCCCUCACCUCUACCGCACCCCUGAGGAGGCGGGCGCAGAGGCCCUUACGGAGAAGUGGUUCUCUAAGGGAUACAACGCGGACAUCGAGAUCGUUCGCCCGAUUGCAGAGAUCGAGGGUGUCGACAACUCGUUCAUUCGGUCCAGUCGCCCCAACGGUACCGAUGCAGCGAGCUGGGAGGAUUUUGAGAAAGACGUAGAUAGCCGGAAGGCGUGA